Molecule: messenger RNA, 2554 nt
Organism: Jatropha curcas
Lineage: Eukaryota; Viridiplantae; Streptophyta; Magnoliopsida; Malpighiales; Euphorbiaceae
Product: Asparagine synthase family protein
Molecular function (GO): asparagine synthase (glutamine-hydrolyzing) activity
Source: RefSeq, a predicted model, not a curated record
AACAAAACCCCUGGAAGAGCCAGUUGUGGUGGCGGAGGAGCAGAAGAUGUGCGGAAUCGCCCUGAUCAUCUCUGGCGUUCGAAUCUGCUUAUCUUCCACCUUUCUCCAUUCUUCAUCUCCGGCUCCUAAUCCCGAGUCAUUAAUCAGUUCAAAUUUUGCGUUUUCCGUCGACCAUCUCGAAGCAGUUCUCCGGCGACGAGGUCCUGAUAGUUUGGGAUGCAAGCAGGUCAUAAUUUAUACUAAGGAGCAACAACUGUUCUCUGUAAUUGAAGAAGACAGCGUUUCGAGGCAGCUAGAUUGUGCGAAUGGAGAAACUUGCUUGCUUUUUAUUGGCGCCACUUUGCAACUCAGAGGAGUAACUCCUAUAACUCAGCCAUUCGUUGAUUCCUAUGGGAAUAUUCUUAUUUAUAAUGGUGAAAUCUUUGGAGGAAUUUAUGUUGAGAGUGAUAGUAAUGAUGGUGAAAUUCUUAUGCGAACUCUUGGGAAGUGUUGCUCUUGUAGUUCUGAUGAACAUACAAGUGCUUGCUCUAGUGGUGGAAAAGAGGAAAGUUCUGUUCUCGAUGUUCUUUCAACAAUCAAGGGGCCAUGGGCUAUUAUUUAUUGGCAGGAUAGUUCAAAAACCUUGUGGUUUGGUAGGGAUGCAUUUGGUAGGCGGAGUCUUCUUGUUCAUUGGCCAACCGUGAAGGAUCCUCAGUUUAUGCUAUCUUCUGUCUCACCAUUUUCUGCUGUUGAUCAGAGUUCUGGUGCUGAUCUUGGAGUCGAAGAUUGUACUGAGCCUAAUUUUUGGGAGGAGCUUUCAUGUGGGAUAUACAGUUUAUCUAUGGCUGCUUCGAAACUACAUGGAUGUACUUUUGGGGAAGUUAAAAGACAUGAAUGGGCUAAUACUGCUCUAAUAAACCUGAUUAAAUGGGAAAGAGUUUCAGUUGAACCAAAACCAGAAGAAUUGUCUUUUUCAUGUGGACUUGAUCAAACAUCCUUCUCAUUGCCUGCUCGGAAUGUGUUAAGUGCUUUAAAGAAAUCUGUGAUGCUGCGCACAUCACUCCAUACAAUUUUUAAGGCAGGAACAUCUGAUGGUGGACAAGAGGAACUUGUUCCAGUGGCAGUCCUAUUUUCUGGCGGAUUGGACUCUAUGAUACUUGCAGCAUUGUUGGAUCAGUGCCUAGAUCCCAGCUAUGGAAUUGAUUUACUUAAUGUUAGCUUUGAUGGUCAAUUUGCUCCUGACAGAAUCUCUGCUAAGGCAGGAGUAGAGGAGCUUAGCAGAAUUGCACCAUUGAGAAGGUGGAAGCUUGUAGAGAUCGAUGCUGAUUUGUCUAAGUUGAAGUUGGAAAUGAAGCAUGUUAUGGCUCUCAUUAACCCUGCAAAUACCUAUAUGGACUUGAAUAUAGGAAUUGCUUUAUGGCUGGCUGCAAGUGGUGAUGGUUGGGUAUAUAAAGGAAUGAACAAUAAUGCUGAUGAGAAUCAACAACGAUUAAGGUACAAGUCCAAGGCCAGGAUUGUCUUGGUUGGCUCUGGUGCUGAUGAACAGUGUGCUGGUUAUGGAAGGCACAGAACUAAAUACAGAUGUGGAAGUUGGCUUGGGCUUCAUGAAGAAAUGAAGUUGGACAUGCAAAGAAUAUGGAAACGAAACAUGGGGAGAGAUGAUAGAUGCAUCGCUGAUAAUGGGAAGGAGGCUAGAUUUCCUUUCUUGGAUGAAGAUGUUAUUAGAACUCUCCUUGAUAUUCCCUUGUGGAAGGUUGCCAACCUCAAUCAACCUAGUGGAACAGGUGAUAAGAAGAUCCUAAGAGAGGUUGCAUGGAUGCUUGGGUUACACGAGGCAGCAAUUCUUCCUAAAAGAGCAAUACAGUUUGGCUCCAGAAUUGCAAGGGAAUCCAAUAGAAAAAAUUUUGGAAGUAAUCGCGCAGCAAACCAGGCAUCUGCCGGAAGUGUAGUAAUAAAUAUGGUGUAGCGACGUACUAUCGGCACUUGGUACUGCAAAUGUACCUUUACAUGUGUAUUUGAUACUACAAAAUGUGGCCAACAUUUUUCUGGACUUGGAUGUUUUGGGUCUAGCUCUAAGGAUGGAUUGUGAGUCAGCAAUAGUUGUGCUUCGAUGGCAUUGUAAUGCACAGAGAAGAUAUGCCAAUUGCGCUGUAUAUUUUUGAAUCAGGUUUUGAGAAGAAUGUGGCUCAUCAGACUUUUGGCAAGAUUGAAUCUAGUAUCAAUCAUGCCAGAGAUUUUUUAUCUGGCUAAUCUAGUUUUAAGAAGAUUUAGAUUUCAACAUUCAAGGAUUAAAGAAUCUUAUUUUGAUGUUAGCUCUGAAUGUGGAGAAAUUUUUAGAUAGAUUCAGUUUACUACGUUAGAUAUAAACUCACCUAAUAAAAUAAAUCACAUCAGCAUUUUGCCUUUUCAAAAGCUUAUUCCUUAUCAAUUCUUCCUUAUCAAUUCUUCCACGUUCUCAUUUGGUUAGAGAUAAGAAUUUGAUUGAUGUGAAGGUUAUUGAUGUGUACGGAAAAAAAAGAUCAAAAUGGUGAUGUGAAUGUAUUUCGUUGGAUAAGCUUAUAGUUGACGUGAUAAA